Messenger RNA from Macrosiphum euphorbiae (potato aphid), 933 nucleotides. Lineage: Eukaryota; Metazoa; Arthropoda; Insecta; Hemiptera; Aphididae. The record is from the annotation of a GenBank genome assembly.
AUGGAAUUUCCCAGUCCAGAUAAAACCUUUUCGAGGAAUACAUGUGUACAACUACUUGGGAAAUUAACAUUGGCUCAACAAGAUACCAGAAUUGAUCACUUUACCAAUACUGUAAGCUCAGUUAUUAGUAACUUUCCGACACCAAAUAAUAGUCCAGAAGAAUUGUCUACAGAAGAACUUGAGAUUGAUACAGAAUGCACGUGUAGUUCUGAUAUUGUUGAGCAAAUACAGGAUUUACUGACAGAAUUGGAGGGUUGUGAUUCAAAUAAAAGUUCAGUCAUUUUGCCAAGUACAACUCGUAAAAGAUUACUAUUUGAAGAUCCGGAGAAAGACACUACCAGCCCUUCUAAUCUUAAGAAGUUGUGCAGCAGUCCAAUAAAUGAACUUUCUCAAGUACAACCAGCAUCAAAUGUAAUAACUUUACAUGAUGUAGUCAGUGACCCGCCUCUUAGUGUAGACGAAUUAGAAAAAGAUGAUUAUAUUUUACCACACAGUUUAAAAUAUAUUGACAAGCAUCUGACUUAUUUAGUAAGUAAUAUUUACAAGUCAAUAUCAAAACACAGUUCAAAAACUUCUCCAAAUUCCUUCGACAGGGCUUCCAAACAUUUAUUGGCUUUUAAACGUUUAGUAAUUGAUCAUGGAAAGCACUUAGCUGAUAACAAUCAUUGGCUGAUUGUUAUGGAUUAUGUUUUUAUGGCAUGGAAACAUGUUAACUCCACUCCAAUAUGGGAUAAUCCUACACACAACACUGCACGCAGACAAUGUUUUAAAUCAUUGUUGGGAUUAUGUAUGGUAUCACUUAAGAAAAUGAAAGGAAACCUUAGCAAUCAGGAACAGGAUUAUUAUAUAAAAAAAUUGAAGUUAAUUAACAACUACAAAAGCGAAGUGAAUAAGUGUCUACAACUUUUAGAUUUUGAUUUUACUACCCAAUAA